This is a messenger RNA of Phascolarctos cinereus (koala), 1581 nucleotides long. It is a transcript of the gene FKBP3, whose product is annotated as FKBP prolyl isomerase 3. Lineage: Eukaryota; Metazoa; Chordata; Mammalia; Diprotodontia; Phascolarctidae. The record is from RefSeq and is a predicted model, not a curated record. Gene Ontology annotation, molecular function: peptidyl-prolyl cis-trans isomerase activity.
AGAUUCGGCUGCGGCGGGCGGGCUCAGUCGCGUAGUGGCAGUAGGGGGAAGAUGGCGGCUGCUGCACCCCAGCGGGUGUGGACUGCGGAGCAGCUGCGCAGCGAAGCGCUCCCCAAGAAGGACAUCAUCAAGUUUCUGCAGGACCACGGCUCGGAUUCGUUUCUUGCAGAACAUAAAUUACUAGGUAACAUAAAAAAUGUGGCCAAGACAGCGAACAAAGAUCAUUUAGUCACAGCCUACAACCACCUUUUUGAAAGUAAGCGUUUCAGAGGUACUGAGAGUGUUGCCAGAGUGACAGAGCAGGUGAAAAGUGUGAAGCUUGAUGAAGAGAAGUCCAAAGGAGUCAAGCCUGAAGAGACUUUGGAUGAGGGUCCACCAAAAUAUACAAAAUCUAUUCUUAAGAAGGGAGAUAAAACUAACUUUCCCAAAAAAGGAGAUGUUGUUCAUUGCUGGUACACAGGAACAUUACAGGAUGGAACUGUUUUUGAUACUAAUAUUCAAACUAGUGCAAAGAAGAAAAAGAAUGCUAAGCCUCUAAGUUUUAAAGUUGGAGUGGGCAAAGUUAUCAGAGGAUGGGAUGAAGCACUCUUAACAAUGAGUAAAGGAGAAAAGGCUCGCCUGGAGAUUGAACCUGAAUGGGCUUAUGGAAAGAAAGGACAGCCUGAUGCAAAAAUUCCACCAAAUGCAAAACUCAAUUUUGAAGUGGAAUUAGUGGACAUUGAUUGAAGUGAUAGAUGUUUUACUGACCGAACUACAUACUUCAGGAACUAUUUCUGCAAGCCUGUGGCCUUGUCUAUACUUGAACAUCUGACCUUAUUCUUGGGGGUGGGGAAAACAUUCACUUUGAGAAUAAAUCCCUCGAGUUGAGCGUGUAUUGUUGAGGCUAUAUACAAGGCUGAUUGGGGUUGAGUUUUCUCUUAUUUAAUAGCCAUAUUUGUAAAGGCAAAAUCCUGAAUACAAAUACAUUAACACAAGUAACUGGAUGGCUCACUGAAUUUUCUAGGGCUGCAGGCAAUGCAUAAGAUUCCUUCCAAUAUAUGUUUUAAAUAUUUUUAGAAAGUGCUUUCCUCACUAGUAAUUUAAGAGUUAAAUUUGUGAUGUGUCUUAACCCUAAUAAAAAAAUUUUAAAACAAACACCUGUUAAAACAAAAAGCAGCAGGCUUUUUGUUCUUGAAGUCAUAACUAAGAAAUUUGCCUGUUUUUACUAAAGUGAUGAUCCUGCUCUUAGCUAUUUAUAAAGAUAAUCACAUUUUUCAGCAACUGGGUAACAAAUCAGAUUCUCUACCUCCUAACUUUUUGCUAAACUCUUAACCUCUUCCCAAUUAAAAAUGUCACUGCAUCUGUGAUGAUGAAUAAUUGACACAGCUUUUCUUGCUGGUUGAAAAUAAUACCCACUUUGAAAGAUUUUGAGUGCUUAGCAGAAGUCAGGUGGCUAAAGAGUUGGGGAUGUGGUUUUAAAUCCUCCUCUGAGUAUGAGCAAGGCAAACUCUUCCUGGACCUGUAUACAAUAAAGAUUAUGCGAGGAGCAGAGUUUUUUGGCAUUUAAAGUAAAAUUAAUAAAGAAUAUCAAAAUGUGUCUCA